Molecule: messenger RNA, 342 nt
Organism: Spinacia oleracea (spinach)
Lineage: Eukaryota; Viridiplantae; Streptophyta; Magnoliopsida; Caryophyllales; Amaranthaceae
Product: meiosis-specific protein ASY3-like
Exons: 4
Coding region: 1-342 (113 amino acids)
Biological process (GO): meiotic cell cycle
Source: RefSeq, a predicted model, not a curated record
AUGGACUUUUUUGGUAGGCCUGUUCGGAAACCUGUGGUCUUCCGACGUAAACGACAUAGCAGUCAUGAUGUUGACUCUACUGAUAUCAGUCCUACUUUGUAUACUCCAGAAGAAAGGGGCAAUUCUGGUGAUGUGUUAACGGAAUGCUUGGAUGAAAUUCCAGAGGACGGAACCGACGGAUUGGCCAGAGUGGUUUCGUUGUUAGGCUUGGAGUUAGAAAAGGUUAAAACCAAAAUGAUGUCAGUGACAAACAAAAAAUGCUCAGAAAUACUGGUGUCUGCUGCCGAAGAAAUUCAUGCACAGCUGCAGAAUGUUGAGUCUCGGAUUCAGACAGAUUUGUGA